AUGGCUGCACAAGAGCUUAAGACAGAGCAGGAGAUAGUAAAUAAGUUUCAGCAGCUCUUGGAAGAGCGCAAUGCCCUCUCCACGGCUGCCAUCGAGCGGCGGUCAGAGGUGGCCGAGCACGAGCUCGUCGUCAAGACCCUCGAGCCCCUGGAUGCCAGCCGCAAGUGCUUCAAGCUGCUAGGGGACAUCCUCGUCGAGCGGACGGUGGGCGAGGUGCUCCCCACCGUGAAUGAGAACAAGAACAACCUCCUAUCGCUGGUGAGGACGUACGAGCAGCAGCUAGAGGCCAAGCAGGCCGAGGUGCUGGCCUUCCAAGACAAGUACAAGAUUCGCGGGGAGGGCGAGAAUCAGGCAGCUCCCAAAGCCCAAGCACCAGGCAGCGGGAAGCAGGGAGUCCUCGUCAGCAACUCAUGA
Auxenochlorella protothecoides is the source of this 414-nucleotide messenger RNA. RefSeq names its product Prefoldin subunit 2. The transcript is spliced from 3 exons. Gene Ontology annotation, cellular component: cytoplasm; prefoldin complex. The coding region runs from base 1 to 414 and encodes 137 amino acids. NCBI's taxonomy places the organism in Eukaryota, Viridiplantae, Chlorophyta, Trebouxiophyceae, Chlorellales, Chlorellaceae. Gene Ontology annotation, molecular function: protein folding chaperone. The record is from RefSeq and is a predicted model, not a curated record. Gene Ontology annotation, biological process: protein folding.